AUGGCUCCUUUUUCCAGUCGAACCCAUGGUCCUUCCUGGUUCACUGCUUCGCUCGAAGAUGCUGUGAAGAACGCCAACACAGAGGUCGAAGAUAUAUGGCAUGCCUUUCUCUUCACAAGGCUGCUUGUUUCUAGGAUCCUGCCAGUAAAGAGCCAUGUGUUUCUGUUGGCUUAUCAACCUAAUUUUGUCUCUCGACAAUUUGGGUUGUGUCAACUUAUUCCUGUUUCUUUAUUCAAACGAAAGCCUGUCGAAAGGAAGGUGGCGAAGAAAGAGAAGCUUGUGGCGAAGGCUAGUUUAAAUACUGCUUCUAAGCCAACUACCUCUUCAAGCCAGGGAGUGCCUUCUGGUGCUGCUCCAGAAAAAACGAAGAAGAGUUCAAAGGGUAGUGGCAAGCCUCCUUUGACGCCCAAGAAAAGAAAAGACUCCACUGCUAAUGUAAUUCUUGUCGAAGACGAUGAAGAAGAUACUCCUCCAACUCCACUUAAGAAAAAGCAGAAGAAGAAUAAGGACAAACCCACCACUCCCCUCAUUUCUACCACUAAUCAGAGUGAUCCUUCGAGCGGCAUGAAUCCAUCUCCUCCUCCGACAAUCAGCGGUGCUGUCCAAAAUAAAGGAUCUUCGACUGGAGCCCAAAAUAUCGAAGCAGAUAACACCCAGAACGAACAAGAAACCUCUUCUCCUGGUGAAGAUGGUAAAAGAUAUUCGAAGCACAUUGACGAGAAGGACUCGGCAGAGAAAGAAGACUCUGAGGACACUCCCAGUAAUUCUCCUGCAAGAGUUGUGUUCCCUUCAGAUGAUGACGAUGAGGAUGAUCAGGAUUCUGAUGAGAUUGAGGGGUAUUUUCAGGAAGAUGAAGACAUGAAUGUGGGAGAAGCUGAUCCUGAAGGAAAUCAAACUGGAACUGGUGACGCCAACGUCGACACGGUCCCAAAUCCAAUUAAAAUUCGACCAUCCAUCAUCCAGACUUCGCCUAUAUCGCUUACUGAGGAGGAGAAAAAAGCUUUAAAACAAAAUGAUCCCCUCAAGUAUGUAAGGUUAAUGAUGGCUCAAAGAGAAUCUUCUUUAGAGCAAAGCAUUUUUGGAGCUUCGACCCAUUGUGGUGCUAGUGCAAACGAAACAUCACAUGACGAACUCCUUCAGCAGGUGAAGAAGGAAAUUUUUGAUGUAGAUCUCUUUGAAGAAUUAAGGAAUAAUGUGGGAGCGAGCUUUGGAAUAAAGAAGCUGAUAAGCAAGAUUAACAUCACUGCUUGGCCCACUGAUAUAGGUGAAGCCCUUAUCGACAUUCAGAACCUCAUUGACCAAGUUUGUGCUGAAUAUCAUAGGGAGGUGGAUGCCAAAGCUAAGCUUCUAUCAACUGAAAAAGCUCAAGCCACUGAGUUUGACAAUGUCCUUCGUACUUCACAAGCUUCUGAGGAGUUAGCCGCUUCCAGAAAAUCAGCCCAAGCAGAAUUCGACACUUACACUACUUCGAUACGUCUCUGGGAAUCUCAUAUUGCAGAAUUGCAGAAGAAGAUUUAUGAUGCUAAGACGAAGCAGACUGCUAUCCAAGGCUUGGAUAAUACUUAA
Messenger RNA from Lathyrus oleraceus (garden pea), 1566 nucleotides. RefSeq lists its product as uncharacterized. The transcript has 4 exons. NCBI's taxonomy places the organism in Eukaryota, Viridiplantae, Streptophyta, Magnoliopsida, Fabales, Fabaceae. The record is from RefSeq and is a predicted model, not a curated record. The coding region runs from base 1 to 1566 and encodes 521 amino acids.